CUGAAGAGGCUCGACAGCAUCCACCUGCAACUGAAAUCCCUGGCAUACCACGAGCGCAGAUCCACCAACAUUAACAGAUUCCUGUGGUGGAGGAUCCCAUCCCCACUUUAUGAACUCUUUUGGGCUGCGCACGCGCGAUGUUUCUUCAAAUGUGUUGCCGCUUCCGAGAGCCGUGAGAGAACCAUUAUUUCCAUGGGAGUCAAAACCCAUAUCCCUAAUCCCUCUGUCACCUUGCAAUGCAAGCACACAGCCCAUCUCUUUUCCUCCUCUUCUCUCCCCAUUUCCUUCUUUCUCCAAAAAUAUACCUUUCCCUCCUCUAAAUUCUCCCUUCCAGUCACUUUCCCUCCUAUGUUUCUCUCGCCAUUGUUCGCACAAACAUAAUUCCCUUAACAUCUCUCCCAUCCUCCACUCCCUCCACCAUUCUCAUAACCAUGGAGUUUCCUUCCCUUUCGCUCCUCCUCCUCCUCCUCCCUUUCUUCUCCCUUCCUUCCCCUACACAAUCCAAACUCAGCCCCGAUUACUACAACAAAACAUGCCCCAGUUUUUUUUCCAUCAUGGAAAAGGUCGUCUUCGACAAGCAAAUGUCAGCCCCCACCACUGCCGCUGGCACCCUCCGCAUCUUCUUCCAUGACUGCAUGGUGGGGGGCUGCGACGCCUCCAUUCUCAUCGCCUCCAAUGCUUUCAACAAGGGCGAACGCGAUGCAGAUAUCAACCUCUCCCUCCCUGGAGAUGCAUUCGACUUAGUCACACGCGCCAAAACCGCAAUUGAGCUUGAAUGCCCAGGGAUUGUCUCCUGUUCCGACAUCCUUGCGGUGGCGACGAGAAACCUCAUUACCAUGGUCGGUGGGCCCCGUUACGAUAUUCGAUUGGGACGGAAAGACAGCUUGGUGUCCCUCAUUUCCAACGUCAACGGCCAUCUCGCCACCGCCGAAAUGUCAGUAGAUCAGAUAAUCCCUCUCUUUGCGGCGAAUGGAUUCUCAAUUCAAGAAAUGGUUGCACUCAUGGGAGCACAUACCAUUGGUUUCUCCCAUUGUAAAGAGUUCGCGGACAGAUUGUUCAACUUUAGUAAGACCUCGGAAACCGACCCGGCAUACGACCCAGCAUUCGCAAUAGGAUUGAAGAAAUUAUGCGCAAAUUACACUGCCAACCUAGAACUUGCCGCCUUCAACGACGUUAUCACGCCAGGAAAGUUUGACAACAUGUACUUCAAGAAUUUGCAGAGGGGAUUGGGGCUGCUCAAGGUCGACAAUGACCUCGUCGUGGACAAGAGGACGAAGCCGUUCGUGACCUUGUACGCGGCGGACCAGAAGGCAUUCUUCGAGGCGUUUUCUCAUGCGAUGGAGAAGGUGAGCGUUUACAAGGUGAAGACGGGGAAGAAAGGGGAGGUGCGGCGGAGAUGUGAUCAAUUCAAUAACAUCAACACUUGAGAAGAUUGACGUCGGUGAUUAGGUAAUUUCCUUUGCGGAGUGCGGUGGCUGUUGCUUGUUCGGCCACCGCCCUUGCAAUUAAUUAUUAUUAUUUUU
This is a messenger RNA of Rubroshorea leprosula, 1523 nucleotides long. NCBI's taxonomy places the organism in Eukaryota, Viridiplantae, Streptophyta, Magnoliopsida, Malvales, Dipterocarpaceae. The record is from the annotation of a GenBank genome assembly.